Messenger RNA from Wasmannia auropunctata (little fire ant), 1874 nucleotides. Its product is annotated as F-box/LRR-repeat protein 4-like. The record is from RefSeq and is a predicted model, not a curated record. The transcript has 6 exons. Bases 297 to 1781 code for a protein of 494 amino acids. Gene Ontology annotation, cellular component: SCF ubiquitin ligase complex. Gene Ontology annotation, biological process: SCF-dependent proteasomal ubiquitin-dependent protein catabolic process. Lineage: Eukaryota; Metazoa; Arthropoda; Insecta; Hymenoptera; Formicidae.
GUGUAUGUACACACCUACAGGUAACCACCAGUAACCACCUGUGCGGCACAUCGAGUUCAAACAAACACCGCGACACUGACCGACUGACGAGGGACUGCAUCACUCGAUCAGCUGAGCACACAACACAGGAAGUUGAAAUCCAUAAGCAACAAGAAGAAGAACACACAACACCCCGCACCCGAAAUGUGCAAUCGGUGCAUCUCAGCGAAAUCGCUUAAAGCGAUAUUCCACUGAAAUUGAAAAGUGUUUUAUCGAUUUCGUGCAAGUUCGGCCGAUCUGCCAGCAUCGCCUUAAAUAUGUACUACAUGGAUAUGUUAGAUUUUUUUCCUAUCAAUGAUAGAGUAUAUGACGAAAGAAUACCUAUGGGCGAGGGAAAUCAUGUUAACUUCGUCCAACAAUUUGUGGAAGACGUUUCUUUCUUUAGUUCUCAGUAUGGUGACAGUGGCAUAUUUUCACGUCUCGCUAGGAACAUAAUUGGAUUACCUGACGGAUUAUCUUAUACAGGUUUUGAUGAUUCAUUUGCCAUGAAAACUUAUGGACCAUGGUGGGACAAAGCACCCUCGAGAUUAAUUGAUUACAUGCCACAGAAUAAUACAGAUGUUGUGAGCCAAGAUUAUAUCGAUAUCACCUAUAGAGAAGCUAUAUUUCCAAUCCGAGUUUCUAUAUACGAGUUACGUAAUCCUGGGAGCGUAAUUAGAAUUUGGGCAUAUGAUUCGAUCAAUAAAUGGUUUCUCCUGUGGAGCGGACCACCUCAGGUUGUUUCGAUACCAUCGAUACCACGGAUAUUUUCCCCGCCUUUACAACCGUGUAACUUUAGUACCAAUAUGCUCAGACUAGAGUUUAACCACAGUUUAUUGAACCAUUACACAGAGCUAGACGCUGUGUUGCUUAUCGGUACAAAACAAUUGAUUAUUCCUAAAGAUCAGUCUCACAAACAGAAUUUAACUAGUCUGUUGAAGAGCUUUAAUGACAAGUAUCCUUGCCACGAAAACAUCCAUAAUUUGACACCAGUUUAUAAAAACGCACACUCGGAUAUAGUCCAUCUUAAAAGGACAUUGAACGAACAUUGCAUUAUGUUUGAAAGGUAUUACAAUUUGUCAAUAUUAAAAUUGGGUCUAUGUAAUUGUUACUUGAUAAACGAUGAGGGAUUCUCAUAUCUCGAAAAUUUGGAGUUUCUCGAGCGUUUAGAUCUGAGCAGAACAUGUAUAAAAACUCGAACUCUUUGCAAGAUACUGCAAAAAAAUCCACGAAUGCGUCACUUACACAUAAGAUACACUUGCGAGGUGGACGUAAACGAAGUUGCAGUGGAAUUGAAAAACUCGUGUCCAGAUUUGGAAAGUAUAGAUUCAUGUACGAACACUUUUACGUCGCGAGGUAUUGAUGCCCUCGCUGACUGUAAGAAUCUACGAGAAGUGGAUUUUGGUUGGUGUGGCGAUAAAAUGGGCUAUGGCGACAACUUCCGUAGGUUGCUUUCCUCCUGUCAAUAUUUGGAAAAAAUUUUUCUGACCUACUUUAAAGGCCUUAACGAACAUGAUUUGGAAACAUUAACGCUGUGUAAAAAUUUAAAACAAUUAGACUUGUCAGGUACGCCGUCCCUACCCGAGACGUGUCACUUAUUUUUCGUGCGCUGUCCCAACCUGGAAUUGAUUGAUCUCAGCUUCUGUAAAAACAUUGCCGAUUGCACGAUUAAGCAGUGGCAACAAAAGUAUACACAUGUAGCCAUCAAAAGGGACGAAAACACCAACGACUACGAGUCGUACUCUGAUGAAUUUUCAGAUUAAAAAACGAUAUGUAUGAUUGUGAGAAAUUUAUUUUUCAAAAUACGAUAAAGUGUAUGUGCUUGCUAAAAGAACAAAGUAGAUUUGUUUUAUACA